GUUUACAUGGGUGGAGGUGCCGCUGGAGCAGGGCGUGGCGUUACGUACUCUCCACCAAUCAGCUGAAGGCUCUUCUUCUGCCAGGCGCAGGACGGGCGGGGCUGUGCCCGGCUUCAACCAAUCAGCGCCGUCCUCUCCGCGAGCCAGCAGGAGUCCUCAGACAGGCGCCAGUCUGCACCGGAGCCGCUAUGCAUGCGCCUGCCUGCCUGCUGCUCGUGCUCCUCACGGGGACGAGGAUACAAGAACUCAGCGCCUUGCAGUGUCACUGCGACCGUUGCAGCGCCAACUCCAGCUGCAACACAGAUGGCGUCUGCUAUGCCGCCAUCCUGACGUCAAAUGGUCUGCCAGACAAAAACAGUCGGCACUGCAUACCUGAGGAAGAGUUGAUUCCACGAGACCGACCCUUCGUCUGCGCCUCCUCCACCACAGAAAACACCAAGAUUUUCCCCUUAUGCUGCAGGGAAGAUUACUGCAACAAAGAGGUGGACCUGCGUAACAUCACAAACAUCUUCCCGCCAAAACCUACUCCCAUCGACCCCGUGGCCCUCGCCGCUAUGAUCGCUUGCCCGGUGUGUGUGGUCUGCCUCCUGCUGGUUCUGGCCUUUUACAUCUGCCACAACCAGAGGGGACUGGGGGCCAGGGGGGCUGGGGCCCACCACCGUGUCCCGAAUGAGGAGGAUCCGACCAUUGAUCUCCCUUUCAUCGGCAUGGGAACAACACUGAAAGACCUCAUCUAUGACAUGACCACCUCCGGCUCUGGAUCAGGCCUGCCGCUGCUGGUCCAGAGAACUAUCGCCAGAACCAUCAUCCUCCAGGAAAGCAUCGGGAAGGGACGCUUUGGUGAAGUGUGGCGGGGUAAAUGGCGCGGCGAGGAGGUUGCCGUGAAGAUUUUCUCCUCUCGAGAGGAGCGCUCCUGGUUCAGAGAGGCAGAGAUCUACCAGACCGUCAUGCUGAGGCACGAGAACAUUCUGGGCUUCAUUGCUGCCGACAACAAAGAUAACGGGACGUGGACUCAGCUCUGGCUGGUGUCGGACUAUCACGAACACGGCUCCCUGUUCGACUACCUGAACCGCUACACCGUGACGGUGGAGGGCAUGAUCAAGCUGUCACUGUCUACGGCCAGCGGCCUCGCCCACCUCCACAUGGAGAUCGUGGGCACACAAGGAAAGCCAGCUAUAGCCCACCGGGACCUGAAGUCCAAGAACAUUCUGGUGAAGAAGAACGGCACGUGCUGCAUUGCUGACCUGGGCUUGGCUGUCCGCCACGACUCUGCCACAGACACCAUCGACAUCGCACCCAACCACAGAGUGGGAACCAAGAGGUACAUGGCUCCUGAGGUCCUGGACGACUCCAUAAACAUGAAACACUUUGAGUCUUUCAAGCGGGCUGACAUCUACGCCAUGGGCCUGGUCUUCUGGGAGAUCGCCAGCCGCUGUUCAGUAGGAGGCAUCCAUGAAGACUACCAGCUGCCCUACUACGACCUGGUUCAGUCAGAUCCAUCCGUGGAGGAGAUGAGGAAGGUGGUCUGUGAGCAAAAGCUUCGGCCCAACAUUCCCAACCGCUGGCAGAGCUGUGAGGCCCUGCGGGUGAUGGCCAAGAUCAUGAGGGAGUGCUGGUACGCCAACGGAGCGGCCCGCCUCACCGCUCUGCGCAUCAAGAAGACGCUGUCCCAGCUGAGCCAGCAGGAGGGGAUCAAGAUGUAGACAGCCUACUGCACACGUGCACGCUCGUGCACACCUCUGACUGGUUUCUACAUGGACAGAAGAGCUUUUCCAUCAUCGUGACGUCUCUCUGAGGGCCGAGCUGAGCCUUCCUCACACACACUUGGUGACUGAUGGAUGUUAUGAGGAUGGAGCCUCCUCUUCCUCACAUCCUUCCUCAUUACAGACCUUCCUCUUCAUCAGCUCUCCAUGGGGUCCUAAUGUUUUGGCUGCUCGAUCAGCUUCGGGAGCAUCAGUGUCUGAUCAGUCUGGGUUCUACAGAACCUGAAGAAGGAGCUGGUACCAGUCUGCACACGCUCGGUGUGUCAAAGGUUCAACCAUCCCACACAGGAAGACAGGGCAGGUCCAGCUGUGCAUGUGAGUCGAGUCACGUGCACGCUUGUGGCUCCUGCUUCCUGACCUCCUCAGUGCUGACCCCCUCAUGUGGUCAGCAGCGGGUCCCCCUGCGGUUCCGCUCAGACAAACUGGACUCAGCGACCAUUACUGCCAAACACGUGCACAUAUGCAAAACACAGCAGAUCCGCCGGUCUGCUAACCGGGCCAGAACCAACCAGCUGCCUCCAUGCCUUCAACCAGCUUCACAAAGUGCCGCCGCUCCAGCGCGCCUCCUCUGUGCGUGUGCAGAUGUGAAGGUGCAGAACCUGUGUGUACCUCUGUCACACACAGGCCUCCACAACACCCAGACCGCCUCCGCUCUCCAUCCUGCCCCGCAGGGCAAGGACCCAAUUCAUCCGAAUGUUUCAAACUGCAGGACUGAACCUGGAGGUUCUGUGAAGGGUCCACAUGUAGCUCCUGUACAGCUGAUUCUGAAGACUUUAGGUCCACUUUGGCCAGACUGAAGACAUUUGCAGAGCCCGGAUAGGGCUGGGUUUCACCUCUGUUUGGUUCUGAUUCUCAAAUGUUUGACAUUGUUAAGGAAAAGGUUGAUUUUAUUUGAGUUUAUCCCAAACCCUGUGAUUGAUGAACGCAUGAAUAGAAGAAGGGAGCGAUGUUUGCUGAGUCAUGCUCUGACGUGAACAUCCCAGCGUUACCAGGAACGCUUUCAAAGGGAAAUCGGCUCUGUUGCAGUUCAGUUUAUUUUCAUGGAUUUCUAGACCCAGCCCGGCGCUCAAGAGUGCCAUGUCUGUAGCCCAGUGCCCCCCCCCUCCCAUCAGAUAGGUCAAUCUGCUGGAAGCGGAAGAAGUUGGGGGGGCAGAGAGGUGAAGAGACCCUGAUCAGUUUUGUAUAAAUGUUUAAACUGUACAUAUUGAUGGAGGAACAAAAGAAGCUGCUAUACUAAAUUUGAAGUGGGGGGGUUGUCAUAGCGUGUCUCCAUAUGUCUCCUUUGAAAAGGGGGGGUCAGGACCUCUGCAGCCCCCUUCUUUUGUCUUAAAGUCACGAGCAGCCUUGUUCUUAUCAAACCACAGUUGGCUUAACCCUCAGGGAUGCAGGUCUCUGACCCCCCUUCCAUGUGAUCUCUGCCAGCUGCAGUACUGCCCCCCAGGGCAGCAUUACUGAGGGGGGUGAGCUGCAGCGGCACUGCGGGUGGAGCAGAAUCUCCAUGGUGUUUCCAUAGGUGGGGGCCUUUGUGGUUCCUCUAUGAAGUCAUUAGGAGAACCCACCCCCCUACAAAGAGUUUAUGACCUCUCUGAACAUUGUUCAGAUCUUUCUUUGAUGCCCCCCCAUGCGUUUCUUUUGUGCCUCAGCUGUGCAGCCUCAGCGCUUUACUGAUGUCUGAAGCCCCGCCCACUCUGGGCCCUGAUACCUUUUUCAUCAUGUUGUGUGAUGAAGAUGAAGAUGGAAACUGUUGGAGCUUCCUCUGUCACCACAUGAGACUGGCCCGACUCGUGAGGGAGACCCGGUUACAGGUUCACAUGAGACUGACCCGACUCGUGAGGGAGACCCGGUUAAAGGUUCACAUGAGACUGACCCGACUCGUGAGGGAGACCCGGUUACAGGUUCACAUGAGACUGACCCGACUCGUGAGGGAGACCCGGACUCAGCUGGAUUUCAUUUUGUUUUCCUGAUACCGGGUCACAACGCUUUUAGCUGCAAAUGAUUCCAAUCCACAACAGCAACAUGGAGUUACAACUAGGGCCGCCACGAUUAGUUGACUAAUUGAUGACAAAUCAACUAUUAAAUUAGUCGACGACUAAUUUAAUCGCAGAUUAGAGAAUACAUUUAUUUAGUCAUUGUCACAUGUACAACGAAAUUUAAAAGUCGUUACUUUAAAUUAUUUGGAGUCAGAGUGUUCUAAGGACAUUCUGCUAGCUUUUUGGACUAUUUUGGAAUUAAAGUUUUUAAUCUAUUUUGGAGUUAAGCUGAUGUUUCGGCUACAUGCUAGCUAUUUUGGCUAACAUUAUCACAGGUAACAUUAUAUACAGUAUGUAGUUUUAGUCAGUUUAAUGAUGGUUAUCAUGUGUGCUUUACAUCCAGUUUGCACAUGACCCAAUUAGUCGACUAAUUGGAAAAAAUAAUCGGUGAUAAGUCAACUAAUCGUUUGUGGCACUAGCUACAACAUGGCUAAACCACAAGUGCAUAAGUAGUGAGACCCCUAGUGGCCAAAAUGUGAUGUGCAGGAGGAGCAGUAAAACAGAAUGACUUUACCUCAACAACAGCUGUGCAUACCUGUUCUGAUGGGGCGGGUUUACUUCAUGCAGCAGACGGGAGUGUUCUCAGAACCUUUCCUUGUGGUGUCUGCAGUCUUCUCUGUCAGGUUUUUGUGGAGGAAAGCAAAAGGUGAGUGGGGCUGUCAGGAGGACGGACUAGGAGGUGAGAAGCGGUGGGUCUACAGUCAAACCUGCUGCAAACCGGAGACGCGCUCUGACAACCGGAUUGGACUUGUGUUGAAUGUUUUCUGUUUGGGUCUGAUGUCUGGUGCCUGACCAUGCUGCACAGCGGACACAUCAACAUUUCUGUUCUCUAAAACACUUUUUAUCAAAGUGUAUGAGCUCUGUAAAUAUGAAAUGAUUAUGAGUUUCAAUAAAGGAACUUUUGCUGUUAAAAGUGGAA
Molecule: messenger RNA, 4712 nt
Organism: Oryzias melastigma (Indian medaka)
Lineage: Eukaryota; Metazoa; Chordata; Actinopteri; Beloniformes; Adrianichthyidae
Gene: tgfbr1b
Product: transforming growth factor, beta receptor 1 b
Exons: 9
Coding region: 189-1703 (504 amino acids)
Biological process (GO): transforming growth factor beta receptor signaling pathway; nervous system development; activin receptor signaling pathway
Cellular component (GO): plasma membrane; activin receptor complex
Molecular function (GO): transforming growth factor beta receptor activity, type I; ATP binding; activin binding
Source: RefSeq, a predicted model, not a curated record